UGAUUUAAUUUACAAAGAAAGAAAUUCUAUACACGUUUUAACUAUCACAUUUUGUUUUUAUUAUUAGUUUACAUAUUAACUUAUUAUUUACAUAUUAUUCAUUUAUGUGAAUAUACUUAAGCGGCCAUACUGAUGGAGUUUACUUCUUAAACUGAUUGUCUUACUUCAUUCCAGUAAUUUGAUGGUAGUUUAUAUAGGUUUUCCUUUGAUGCAUCUUCACACAGAAGAACUGUAUACUAUACUAUCAUGAAAUAUCAAAAUCAAAUUCAAGAAAUUUAUAAAUUAGCUAAGCACAAAACUCUAAAUAAAUUAUCACAAACAACUAAUACUAAAGCUGAAUUAUACAAUAAGCUUGCGACGUAUCGUCCUGAUUAUGAUAAAGUUGUAUCGUGGUAUGAACGGGUGACAGGCUUGAGAGAAGUUCGAAUUGCUCAGGAUAGAGUAUUAGAAUCCCAAAAACAAUUUAUGAUUGCCCAAGACAAGAGGAGGGAAGCAUCAGUCGAGUUAAGAGCUGUUCAAAACAAACUCAAAGAUAUUCGUAAUGAACUUCUAAAUACUUCAAGAUCAGAAGACAGGUAUAUUGAAUUAGUUACUCAAGAGCAUGCAUUAUUAAAAAAUGAAAAUAUUAUAGUCGACCAGGUCAGUAUAAGUGAAAAAGAAGAAAGAGAUAGCUUCAUAUUGCUUUCAACUACUCUUAAAGAUAGUCAUGAUCGAGAAAGAAUACAGGCUGAACGGACAAAAUAUGUUUCAAUUGUUGGAUCCAUAUUAGGUACAGUUAUUGGUAUAAUUGGAAGUACUAUAAUAAAUGCUUGGAAAAUGAACGAGUUUAAACGAAUGGUCUUGGAAGCAAAAUUAGAUACAUCCAACUCGUUACAGACUGAUCAAAUAAAAAAUUUAUUGUUACAAAUACAAAGUCAAAAUAAAACUGUUGAAAAACAAUCAAUACAAUUUCAAAAAUCUGAUGAAAAUUUAGAAACUAGUUUAAAAUUGAAUUAUACUAAUCGCGAUGUAGUUGUAUUAACGGCUAUUAAUUGUACAAUUAUAACAAUUUCUGCUUACAUUAUUUCCAGGUUUUUUUGAAAUUACUUUUAGUCUCUUUUAGUUAAAUUUAUAUUAUUAAUUGUUGAUAAUUUGUAUUUAAUAAAAGUGUUCCCCGUAUGAAUUAAAAUAUUUUAUUUUUUGCUUAAUUAUAAAUUACUGAACAUUUUGUA
Molecule: messenger RNA, 1211 nt
Organism: Adelges cooleyi (spruce gall adelgid)
Lineage: Eukaryota; Metazoa; Arthropoda; Insecta; Hemiptera; Adelgidae
Product: mitochondrial potassium channel-like
Exons: 2
Coding region: 247-1080 (277 amino acids)
Source: RefSeq, a predicted model, not a curated record